GUCACGUGUGUUUAUCACCCCGCCGCCCAACGAGUUUUUCGCCAAAGCGGCUGUGGUUCCAAGCAACAGCCUCUUGAAAACAACAUCAUUCCUCGGGCGCCACUCAUUCUUGCAACCCGACUAGCACUACCUCUUUCCACGACCUCAUCGUAAUUGAACAGUGCGUGCCCCUCUCACCAUCCAGUCGCAAUUAUCCCAGCGAUUCUGCCUCUCAACAUCUACAAGAACCCCUCCUUUGCCUCGAGAGCUAACGUGGGCUGCACAGGUCCACUUCCUCUCUUCUCACUUAAUCGACACACAUCACACACAAUGGCGGAGGCUCCCCAGGUCCCGACCUUCAAACUAGUCCUUGUUGGCGAUGGUGGUACCGGCAAGACGACCUUCGUCAAGCGUCACUUGACUGGCGAGUUUGAGAAGAAAUACAUGGCCACCUUGGGUGUGGAGGUGCACCCUCUCGGCUUCACCACCAACUUCGGUCAGAUUCAGUUCGACGUAUGGGACACUGCGGGUCAGGAGAAGUUCGGCGGUCUCCGUGAUGGCUACUACAUCAACGGCCAGUGCGGAAUCAUCAUGUUCGAUGUCACAUCGCGCAUCACUUACAAGAACGUCCCCAACUGGCACCGUGAUCUCACCCGCGUUUGCGAGAACAUUCCCAUCGUUCUCUGCGGUAACAAGGUCGAUGUCAAGGAGCGGAAGGUGAAGGCCAAGACCAUCACCUUCCACCGGAAAAAAAACCUCCAGUACUACGACAUUUCGGCCAAGUCGAAUUAUAACUUCGAGAAGCCUUUCCUGUGGCUCGCCCGCAAGCUCGUUGGCAACGCUGCUCUGGAAUUCGUCGCUGCACCUGCGUUGGCUCCUGCUGAGGUGCAGGUUGACCAGAACCUGCUAGCCCAGUAUGAGGCGGAGAUCCAGGCUGCGGCCGCUGAGCCUCUCCCCGAUGAUGAUGACGAUCUUUGAGCGGCUUCGAACCCGGCAGCUCGGUUGAGCAUGUUGAGAGUGGCUCAGGACUGUUAAUGCCCGUUACGAAAGGAUCAGACGCAUCUGCCGACCAACGCACAAAUGGCAAUACCGGCAUUUGGGAGGGGCUCGGUGGGAGGGAAC
Molecule: messenger RNA, 1101 nt
Organism: Chaetomium strumarium
Lineage: Eukaryota; Fungi; Ascomycota; Sordariomycetes; Sordariales; Chaetomiaceae
Product: putative GSP1-GTP-binding protein of the ras superfamily
Exons: 5
Coding region: 310-957 (215 amino acids)
Biological process (GO): protein import into nucleus; ribosomal subunit export from nucleus
Cellular component (GO): nucleus; cytoplasm
Molecular function (GO): GTP binding; GTPase activity
Source: RefSeq, a predicted model, not a curated record